CAGUGCAUGCCGGCCUCAGUAUCCACCGCCUCAGCUCGGAGGCCAAGCUCAAAAGACCUGGACCAGGCCAAAGUAAUCUCGACGCGCUUCAGGAUUUCUCUUCCCCUCUUGCUUUCCAAAAUUAAAUUGAUCAAGAGCAUCGUCUCCCUUCUUACACAUUUCUUGAGAUAGCCAACGAAGAUUGCAGUCAUGGCCACGCAACCACCUCCGCCUUACCAGCCCAACGGCGAGCAGGGCAACAAAAGCGCCGCGCCCGCGACCAACUUGCCCGGCCAGCCCAUCGCCAUGCAGCCCAUGGGCCAGCCUGGCAUGGACACCUCUGGACAGAAGGUGACGCCGCUCCACCUCAUGAGCGAGGUGCCCGAGUGGGUGGACUGCCAAAUGUGCCAGCAGCGCACGCGCACGCGCAUCGAGAAGAAGGGCGAGGGCAUGCAAUUUCUCACAGGUGCGCUCCUCUGCCUCGUCUGCAUCUGUCUCGCCCCCCUGCCCUGCUGCCUCCACUGGUUCGAGCAGACCAACUGGUACUGCGACAAGUGCGGCAAGCAGAUUGCCACGCGCACCCCCGAAUCGCCCGUCCAUGUCCUGCCUCCGCCUCACGCCCUCAGCGUGCCUUCGCAAUACGGCGGCCAGCAGCCUCCUCACGGCCAAGGUCCCCAGGGGCCGCCGCCGCCGCCGCAUGUCAACCCCCAGGCUGGCGGUAUGCCUCCUCAUGGUCAGGCGCCCAUGUCGCCCCCGGUCGGCUCUCCCUACGCUGGCACGCCGCCCGCCGGCCCUCCUGGUGGCAGCCCCGUGCCCAUCGAGCACCAGCACAACCCCAACCCUGAGAUCACGCAGGCGCCGCUCCCAGCGCAGACUACCGGAGGCCCCGACUCCGUGCCCAUGAAGAACUAGAGUCUUGGUGAGAAUCGAGCAUUGCGCGGUGUUGGUGAGGCGAGGCGAAUGGUGGUGGUGUCUGUAAUUUGUGGGUGUGGAGUUUGACUAGGCUUGGUGGUGUUGCAAGAUCUGGCUGUGAGAUUUGGCCAUAGAUACCCGAUGAUGAUUGUCUUGUUUCUCAAUAUACACGACCUUUUUUUUUUUUUCU
Molecule: messenger RNA, 1081 nt
Organism: Emericellopsis atlantica
Lineage: Eukaryota; Fungi; Ascomycota; Sordariomycetes; Hypocreales; Bionectriaceae
Exons: 3
Coding region: 190-891 (233 amino acids)
Source: RefSeq, a predicted model, not a curated record